AGUAGUACGUAGUUGGCAUUUAAAAGAUAAGCGUUUAAUGCACACGGUUUGACAGGGAUGUUUGGGCAGACGAAAAAUGUAUGGCGAGCCACGUCAGUACAAAGAAUGAAUUGAAAGUUGUUGAAAUGUAGCAGCAAAAUGAGUUCUACCUCCUAUCCGUCGACGGUCCAUGACUGGAUGCAAGCGAUACGCAGACCAGUACCAUACAGGGUUGGCAGUGCACGCCUCCAUAUCAAAACACGCUCUGUUGCCUAUGGGGUAUUGUUCAUGGCAGCAAUUCUUACAUUGGUUGUUUAUAUCUUGCCCACUCAAUAUAUACAACGAAAUUGUCCAGAUAUAUAUCCCGUUUCACAUGAGCAUACUUAUCCGUUUACAGCUCCAGUUAAAAAUGAAUCUGGGAUCCAUUAUAAAAUAGCUGUUGUGACAGAUCUUGAUACAGAUUCUAAGAGUAAAAACGACAAGGAUACGUGGUUAAGUUACCUGUUAUAUGGAACUUUGUCAAUAUCUACAGAUCAGAAACAUGUCACUGUAAACUUAGAUUCAGAAGCAAAAACACUCAAAUCUACAUGGAGUCAGGGAGGGCGUGGAAUGGAGCUCUCCGAGCUUAUUGUGUUCAAUGGGAAACUUUACACCAUGGAUGACAGGACUGGAGUUGUAUACGAGAUUAGUGACAAUAUGGUGAUUCCUUGGGUCAUUCUCACAGAUGGUAAUGGCAGAUCGCAGAAAGGUUUCAAGAGUGAGUGGGCAACAGUCAGAAACGGAAAGUUAUAUGUUGGAGGUUUGGGGAAGGAAUGGACAACACAAACUGGGGAAGUUGUCAACUUGAACCCUCAGUGGGUCAUGUCUAUCUCUGCCACUGGACAGAUCACACACCAUGACUGGCACACAUAUUACAAUGCUAUGAGGAAGGCCACAGGACAUAGCUUACCAGGAUAUAUGAUCCAUGAGUCUUCUGCAUGGAGCGAUAUCCACAAACGCUGGUUCUUCCUCCCACGACGAGCCAGUAGGGAAAGAUAUGAUGAUAAGAUAGAUGAAAGAAAGGCAACCAACAUGAUGAUAAUAGCAAACGACAAAUUUGAUGAUAUUGAAAUCAGAUAUAUUGGUGUUAAAAAUGAUCUAAGAGGAUUUUCUUCAUUCAAAUUCAUUCCAGGGACAAACGAUCAAAUGAUUGUUGCGUUAAAAUCUGAGGAGGUAGAAGGAAGAGUAGCCUCCUACAUACUAGUAUUCACUGUUAAUGGGGAUAUCAUUCUUUCUGACAAAAAAAUAGGAGACCAUAAAUAUGAAGGAAUAGAAUUCAUUUGAGACAACUAUUUGAAAAGUUAUUUUUUUUACAACUGAAUCUAUGAUCAUGUUUUAGCACAUAUUUUAUGUAGAUUUAAAAUCUACGACCGUAACAGGGUAUACAAUGAUCUUAUCCAUUCAUUGCUUUUUUUUUUGUCUAGAAUCUUUCCAAGUGGGAUAAAGAGAUUGCUUCUCGACUUUGAAAGAUAUGUGGAAAAUGAUUGAUUAAGAUUUUAUUUUAUUGAUAAUUGUGUCUCUAAAUUCUUUAAUGUUAUUUUCAUUUGUUAAGAGG
This is a messenger RNA of Mizuhopecten yessoensis (Yesso scallop), 1573 nucleotides long. RefSeq names its product soluble calcium-activated nucleotidase 1-like. Gene Ontology annotation, molecular function: UDP phosphatase activity; GDP phosphatase activity; calcium ion binding. Gene Ontology annotation, biological process: proteoglycan biosynthetic process. The transcript is spliced from 3 exons. The record is from RefSeq and is a predicted model, not a curated record. NCBI's taxonomy places the organism in Eukaryota, Metazoa, Mollusca, Bivalvia, Pectinida, Pectinidae. Bases 139 to 1302 code for a protein of 387 amino acids.